Phyllostomus discolor (pale spear-nosed bat) is the source of this 7705-nucleotide messenger RNA. RefSeq names its product kinesin family member 27 (gene KIF27). The transcript has 18 exons. NCBI's taxonomy places the organism in Eukaryota, Metazoa, Chordata, Mammalia, Chiroptera, Phyllostomidae. Gene Ontology annotation, biological process: mitotic spindle organization; microtubule-based movement. Gene Ontology annotation, molecular function: microtubule binding; ATP binding; microtubule motor activity. The record is from RefSeq and is a predicted model, not a curated record. The coding region runs from base 211 to 4416 and encodes 1401 amino acids.
UUCGCCGGUUGCUAGGAGAACCCGUGACAACAAAAGGCGCAGGCGGCGGCGGCAGCGCGUUGGAGGGAAAUCCAGGAGUUCUGCGCUGUGCUCGCCGCCGGAGACCGAGGCUUUCUCCUGCUGGAGUCCAGAUCUUAUGUAAAAUGGAUGUUUCUCACACUAGACACUGAAUGUGAAGUAGAGAAUCUGUUUAGUAAAAUCUAAGCUGCCAUGGAAGAAAUACCAGUAAAAGUUGCUGUAAGAAUUAGACCUCUGCUCUGCAAAGAAGUUCUUCAUAAUCAUCAAGUUUGUGUGAGAGUUAUUCCAAACACCCAUCAAAUUAUCAUUGGGAGAGAUAGAGUCUUUACUUUUGAUUUUGUUUUUGGCAAAAAUUCCACUCAAGAUGAAGUUUAUAAUAUGUGCAUAAAGCCACUUGUGUUGUCACUCAUCGAAGGCUAUAAUGCAACUGUUUUUGCCUAUGGACAAACUGGAUCUGGGAAGACAUACACCAUCGGAGGAGGCCAUGUUGCUUCAGUUGUGGAGGAUAAAAAGGGCAUCAUUCCUCGUGCUAUCCAAGAAAUAUUUCAAAACAUCUCUGAAAAUCCGAGCACUGACUUUAAAAUAAAAGUAUCUUAUAUAGAAGUAUACAAGGAAGACCUAAGAGAUCUUCUAGAAUUGGAGACAUCUAUGAAGGAUCUUCACAUCCGAGAAGAUGAAAAAGGAAACACAGUGAUUGUUGGGACCAAGGAAUGCCAGGUGGAGAGUGCAGAUGAAGUGAUGAGCCUGCUGGAGAUGGGGAAUGCGGCCCGGCACACAGGCACCACCCAGAUGAACGAACACUCCAGUAGAUCACAUGCAAUUUUUACAAUCAGCAUUUGUCAAGUUGUAAAAAGUACAGAGGUAGCUGAAGACGGAUCCUGGUGUUCCCGUCGACAUAUUGUCUCCAAGUUUCACUUUGUGGAUUUGGCUGGAUCAGAAAGAGUAACGAAAACAGGGAAUACCGGCGAGCGGUUCAAAGAAUCCAUUCAGAUCAACAGUGGGUUGCUGGCUUUAGGAAAUGUAAUAAGUGCUCUCGGGGACCCACGCAGGAAGAGUUCACAUAUCCCAUACAGGGAUGCUAAAAUCACCCGGCUUCUGAAAGAUUCCCUGGGCGGCAGUGCCAAGACAGUCAUGAUCACUUGUGUCAGCCCGUCUUCCUUGGAUUUUGACGAAUCCUUAAACUCUCUCAAAUACGCCAACAGAGCGCGUAACAUCAGAAACAAACCCACCUUAAACUUCAGCCCUGAGUCAGACCGGAUGGAUGAAAUGGAAUUUGAGAUUAAGUUGCUUCGAGAAGCUUUGCAAAGCCAACAGGCUAGUAGUAUCAGCCAAACCAGCCAGAUCCAUCGAGAGGGAACUCCUGAAAAAAACAAGAUCCUUUCUCUUGAGGAGCAAGUAGCUCAGCUCCAAGGAGAAUGCCUGGGUUACCAAAAGUGUAUAGAGGAAGCCUUCACCUUCCUGGUGGAGUUAAAAGAUGCUGUCAGACUAAACCAAAAGCAGCAACAAAAACUGCAGGAGUGGUUUAACAUGACCCAGGAGGUCAGGAAGGCCCUUCUUACCUCAUUCAGAGGGAGCCAAGGCAUUGAAAGCCUGGAAGAAGGACCACAGCAUGUUACAGUUAUCCAGCUGAAGCGAGAGCUGAAGAAAUGCCAGUGUGCUCUGGCUGCUGAUGAAGUAGUGUUCAAUGAGAAGGAACUGGAGGUGAAGGAACUAAAGAAUCAAGUGCAGAUGAUGGUGCAGGAAAACAAAGGACAUGUUCUGUCUUUGAAAGAAGCACAAAAAGUGAAUAGAUUGCAGAAUGAAAAAAUAAUAGAACAACAACUUCUUGUGGAUCAACUGAGUGAAGAACUAACAAAACUUAACCUCUCAAUGACUUCUUCAGCUAAGGAUACUUGUGGAGAUGGGCCAGAUAACAGGAUACCUGAAAAGAGACCAUAUACUGUACCGUUUGAUACUCAUUUGGGGCAUUACAUUUAUAUCCCAGCAAGAUCAGAUACCAGGAAGGUCUACACAAGCCCUUCUGUGUGCUCUCUGGAUCGAGUAGUUGCUGGUUUUCGAACACGAAGUCAGAUGCUCCUGGGCCACAUAGAAGAGCAAGAUGAAGUCCUCCACUGCCAGUUUUCUGAUAACAGUGAUGAUGAAGAGUCAGAAGGCCAAGAGAAAUCUGAAAUUAGAAGAAGUCGCUCAUGGAUUCAAAAGCCAGGCUCUGUUUGUUCUCUUGUUGAAUUGAAUGAUAUGCAUGAUCAAACACAAAAGUCAAGUUUGGGGAAUGAAGAUUCAAAGAUUGAAUGUCUUCGAGAGAGUCAAGAAUUGAAUUUGCAAAAAUUAAGGACUUCAGAACUCAUACUUACUGAAGCCAAACAAAAAAUGAGAGAACUUACAAUUAACAUCAAUAUGAAGGAAGAUCUGAUUAAAGAAUUAAUGAAAACAGGUAAUGAUGCCAAGUCUGUAAGCAAACAAUAUUCUCUGAAAGUAACAAAACUUGCACAUGAAGCAGAACAGGCGAAAGUGGAAUUAAUUGAGACAGAAAAGAAGCUACAGGAACUGGAAAACAAAGAUCUUUCUGAUGUUGCUUUGAAAGUAAAAUUACAGAGGGAGUUCCGUAAAAAGAUGGAUGCUGCAAAGCUGAAAGUCCAGGUCUUACAGAAGAAGCAACAAAAUAGUAAGAAGUUGGCAUCACUUUCGAUCCAAAAUGAGAAAUGUGCCAGUGAACUUGAGCAGAGUGUAGAUCACAUGAAAUAUCAAAAGGUACAGCUGCAAAAAAGACUUCAAGAAGAAAAUGAAAACAGGAAGCAACUGGAUACAGAGAUUAAGCGGGAUCAACAAAAAAUCAAAGAACUAAAGUUAAAAACAGAACUCGAAGAAGGUCUAAAACUGAAAGCCGAGGACCUUGAUGCAUUUAAGAUGAAAAGGAAUAAAGGUUCAUUUGGAAGUAUAGACCAAUUACAGAAAUUGGUUGAACAAAAGAAGUGGUUAGAUGAAGAAGUAGAGAAAGUGCUGAACCAACGCCAAGAAUUAGAGGAGCUGGAAGAAGAGCUAAAGAAACGAGAGGCUAUAGUUUCUAAGAAGGAGGCCCUGUUACAGGAGAAGAGUGACCUGGAAAAUAAGAAGUUGAGAUCCAGUCAGGCCUUAAACACAGAUAGUUUGAAAAUAUCAACUCGCCUGAACUUGUUGGACCACGAGUUGUCUGAAAAGAGUGUACAGCUCCAGAGCAGCACAGCUGAGGAGAAAAGAAAGAUUUCGGAACAAGUUCAAGCCCUCCAGAAAGAAAAAGAUCAGCUACAGAGACGAAGAAACAGUGUGGAUGAGAAACUUAAAAACGGUAGCAUGCUGUCACCUGAAGAAGAACAUGUUCUUUUCCAACUUGAAGAAGAGAUUGAAGCUUUAGAAGCUGCAAUUGAAUACAAGAAUGAAAGUAUCCGAAGUCGCCAGAACUCGCUUAGAGCUUCGUUUCAAAACCUCUCCCAUAGCGAAGCAAAUGUCUUGGAAAAGCUAAUUGGCCUGAAUCCUAUUGAGAUUAGGGCUAUCCUUUUCAGAUAUUUCAAUAAGGUGGUUAAUUUGCGAGAAGCUGAACGGAAACUACAGUUACAGAAUAAAGAAAUUAAAAUGCAGAUUCUGGAACGGGAUAAUAUGGUCCGUGAGUUGGAAUCUGCACUGGAACAUCUGAAAUUGCAGUGUGACCGGAGACUGACCCUCCAGCAAAAGGAACAUGAGCAAAAAAUGCAGUUGCUGUUACAUCAUUUCCAAGAGCAAGAUGGGGAAGGCAUUAUGGAAACUUUAAAAACAUAUGAAGAUAAAAUCCAACAGCUGGAAAAAGACCUUUAUUUCUAUAAGAAAACCAGCAGAGAUCUUAAGAAGAAACUUAAGGAAUUGUUAGGGGAAGCGAUUCGGAGGCGACUAGUACCGUCAGAACAUCAUGAUGCUGGUGAUGGAGUCCUGAACACAGAAGAAGCAGGCAUGGUUUCAGAAGAAUUAAAAUGGGCAUCUAGAACUGAAAGUAUGAAAUUAAAUGGAAGGGAAAGAGAAUUAGACAGUUCGGCAAGCAGCUCGAGAACACAACCCAAUCCUCAGAAGCUCUGGGAAGAUGGCCCAGAAUUACCUCUGAAUUGUAGCUCUUUAGCACCCACUAGUGGGGAUUUGUUAAGCAAUGAGGAUAAAACAGAAAUAGAGGAAAAUCAGUUUCUAAAACCUCACAGUCAACCAUUAUCCCAAAUUCAGUCAAUGGGAAAUGUGAGACAGCUUCAUGGUGUCAUGCCUGUAAAGCUGUGUCGCAAAGAGUUACGUCAAAUUUCUGCCCUGGAACUAUCAUUACGACGGUCCAGUCUUGGGGUCGGGGCUGGAUCUAUGACUGCUGAUUCCAUUGAAGUGGCUAGGAAACCUAGUGACUUAAAAACUUAGUAGUUGCUAAUAGAAAUUUUAAUUUAGUAUAUGUGUAAAAUUCCUUUUUCUAACCUGUUAAAGCUUAAGCUGGCUAGCUCUUCCCUCAAGAAAAAGGAAGAAGAAAAGGAAGGAAUCCCUACUCCUUUUGUGUAAUAUAUAUGCGUAAUCUUCUAUAGUAUAUUUGGGGAGUUUUAAUUUGCUUUUUCAUAAUAACCAAACCCACAUUUUCCAAUACUAUAAAGUAAUUGCACAUUUAAAUAUUUCCACCCAUAAAUUUGUCUAAAAUUCUUUUCCAGGCAUAUUUGAACAAGACUAACAGUAGAAUAAUAAACAAAUACCCAUCAAAUGUAUAUUAUAAUAUAAAUGUAUGUUAUAAUACAAUAAUUAUAUCUUAUAAGUUAUUGUUGUCUUCAAAUACAAGUAUAUUUUUGUUAUUUUAAAAAGAUCCAGUUAAGUAUGGCUGAUGUCAGAGGGAGAGCCACCUGCAUGAGUAUUGGCAUAACUGAAAAUCUUUGGCAAAAUGCAGUCUGUGGGCUAACACAACUAGAGGUUUGUGGAUUAGGAUUAAUUUGUGGUCCUCAGAGCCCACAGAGGUUGAAUGACCAGUCUUGAUUUUUUAAACAUGGUCUCUGUUCUUUUUCUGGAAUUGUUUUUAGAAUGUUAUAUUAUUGUUUGCUAAUAUUAUAGAAUAUAAGUUUUCAUUUCUCUCCUGCCUUGUCUAUUCAGCAUCUCUCUCUGUGCUGCUAAAAAUGAGGAAAAUGGGUGCAGUUCUAUGGAACAAGGAAACAAUAAUAGAACAGCACUAAAGCAUUCUAACAUUUCAAGGAAAAGAUAACCUGAUCACUUGGAGUAUACCUGUAAAGCUUGAAGUCUAGCCAGAGGAUUUUUCUGUAUAAGCGCAAGGAGGCUUUAUACACAGGCCAGGCUACAUCGGGGCUGUAUAUAUGUAAAUGAAAAAUUUUCUUCAAAACCUUUUUGGUCUGAGCCUUAUUAUAUAAUAUAAACUUUGUUUGGAAUUAAGAACUAAACAUUGAUUUGCCCAACAUAAUCCAGUUUGUACUUUUGCACCAUAUUUCUCAAUCACAGAAAACAUCCCCUUAUACCUCUCUUAAUACCAGAGAGGUAUUUUGUUAAAAUUUUUUCACUUAUGUUAUUUUUGUUACUUUCUGAAACUUUCACUUAUAAAAUAAAGUUAUUUCUUAAAUUAAUUGAUAUUUGGGUGGGGCAGUAGCAAAACCACCCUUACUUACGGACCUACUCAAUUAGUCACCCACGUCCUUGAAGACUCCAUUUUUUCUUAUUUGAUGUUGCUACUAGUUUUCCUUUUGUCCUUUUCUCUGUUGCUGUUGACCCUGACAAUCUUUCCUAAGACCCAAACUGUUGGAGUAGGAUCCCUUGGUCCCCCAGCUAAAAACCAGUUGUCCUAUAGAAAAAGAAAACCAAACCAAAACAAACUCCUAAAUUGGUGAAUAGUUUCUGUAUCUCUUAAACAUGGUACUAAAAUUCAUUUAAAUUAUGGGUUAAAUAGACUUCUGUGGACUUACCUGGGGACUGAACCACAGUUUAUAACCUUGGCCCAAUGAGAAACUGCUUCAAACAAUGAAUUUACAAACUACCUUGGAAAUUUUAUUUUUAACAGGGAUAUUUGAAGUCAGAUUCUGGUUUUAACUGAGUUUCCCUUUUUUGCCUUUGGUUUGUAUGAUAUAUAUUUAAUGUAUAUCACACAUAAUGUGAAUAUAAAUGUAUAAUGGCCAAAGGCCAGUGCCUUAACAAAGCACAGCAAUUAUAUAUAUUUAUUAAUAAAUACUUAUUAAUGAAGUUCCCAAUUGUAAAUUCCUUAUAAGAUUAAGUAGUAACUUAGAAAUAAUUCAUUUAAGAAUGUAUUCUAAUGCUGGAAUUCUGCUUGUCCAAGAAAUUGACACAUAUUUGUUUUACCUGUGGAAAUACAAACACAUUUUCUGAAAUGUGUAAAUAUGUUUAUUUUCUGAUAGACAACAAAAUUUAUAUCCAACUAACAAUGAUUAGAUUUGAUAAUGCAAAUGUGAACUGACUUAUAAAUAACAGGUACAGUUUUGUCCUUCCUUCCAGUUAAACAUGUGUCUUUUAUAUGCUAUGAUAGAGUUCAUCUACAUAUACAAAUACACAUAGUAAUAUCCUGAAUAAUAUUUCCUGGAAGUGAAAUUCUUGUCAUUCUAAUUUAGUUAGUGCCCUCACAAAGGAAAAAAAAAUUAAGGGAUCUGCCCAAGGCAAGUAAAAUUAUUUUUUUACAUAUACUACUAAUAAAUUUUACUUUGUAUUUCUUUAAACCAUUGGUCAUUGUGUUUGCCUUUUUCCAUGUAUAUAAAAUGCUUAUCGUUUUCUUUUUUGUUGUUGUUCAUUAUGGGUUUUCCCCCUACCUAUACCAGAGCAUUUGAAAGAAAACGUUUGCAUGUGAAAAGCACUGGUUCCUUCCCUCACUCCAAAGUGUUAUGGGUAAAGUGUUGGAGAAUUCUAUAAGUAUGGGAAACUGGGCAGUAAGAACGUCAGUGCAGGUGCUUUCGUGCUUUAAUGUUUAUUUUCUUUUGCUAAUGAUUUUUGUUUUGCUUUUGUUUUUGGUUCCACAAUUCUUCAUAUCUUCAUGAACUCAGGCUCCAAGGAGUCAACUAAAAUACACAUGGGCUUCAGUAAUGUGAACAUGAUUGGAACAUUGUAUUAGUCCAGGUCAAUAAAGUGAUAAAUCUUUACUUAAGGAUUGGUGUCUUUUAUGAAUAAAUAAAUAAAUAAAUAAAUAAAGGUCUUAUACUAAGUCUUAGAAUGAAUUUCUAAGGAGUCAGAUCCUUCGUGGGAGGGAUUUUAUAGUCACAGAUUCUUAUGCACUGAAUGCAAGUGUGACAUGUUUUGCUCUUAUAGUUACUUCCUCAGGCACAUAUUUGAGACUUUUUAAUAAAACACUGGAUUAUCAAUAUUUAAAUGCUCAAUGUGUACAAUAUCUGUAAGCUCAUGUCCACAAUUCCUCUCUCAACCUCACUGGAAUUUUAAGAAAUAUUCAUUAUAUGUAUUCUGCAUUUAAAGUUAUUACAGGCUGCACCUGCCUUCAUUAGUACCAAUAACUUCUACAUUUAUAUUUUCAAAAGUUGAAAAUAAAGGUGGAAUUGAGAUCCUUCUACACAGUAAGUAUCUCAAAUGCAUUGGGCAUGUUGUAUUUUUGAGCUCAUAUGGGCAGUAGUGUUCAAAGGGUGGAGUGGUGGGAGACUGCCCUAUAGGGAGGAGUAUUUUUUCACUGUCAUUGUUUACUUUUAUCCUGAAAAUAAAAAGCAGAUGACUUUUC